Messenger RNA from Ylistrum balloti, 1646 nucleotides. RefSeq names its product actin-related protein 2/3 complex subunit 1A-like. Gene Ontology annotation, molecular function: actin filament binding. The coding region runs from base 133 to 1245 and encodes 370 amino acids. Gene Ontology annotation, cellular component: Arp2/3 protein complex; actin cytoskeleton. The record is from RefSeq and is a predicted model, not a curated record. The transcript has 13 exons. Gene Ontology annotation, biological process: Arp2/3 complex-mediated actin nucleation. NCBI's taxonomy places the organism in Eukaryota, Metazoa, Mollusca, Bivalvia, Pectinida, Pectinidae.
UGUUGCUUCCGCAUUGGUUUUUGGGUUUGUGUAGAUAAUUACUGAGGAGAGCCAUUCGUGUCGACUGGCCAGAGUCCACGAAUACAUUACUGGAAUAUCCAUUAGCAUCAAUUUGGCCGAAAACUUGUGACAAUGCCAGAGACAUUCAGUUUUGGUAUAGAUCCAGUCACUACUCAUGCCUGGAACAGCAAUCACACAGAGGUUGCAGUUUCCCUCAACAACCAUGAGGUGAAAGUGUUUAAGAAGACUGGCAUCACAUACAAUAACACGGCCACCCUGAAAGAACAUGGACAGCGAGUAACUAGUAUUGACUGGGCACCUAAAAGUAACAGCAUAGUCACAUGUGGUGCGGACAGGAAUGCCUAUGUGUGGACUCUUCAAGAUGAUGGUCAAUGGAAACCAGUCCUUGUGAUCUUACGAAUCAACCGUGCAGCGACCUGCGUGCGCUGGUCACCAGAUGAGAACAAAUUUGCAGUUGGGAGUGGUGCUCGUAUCAUCUCAAUUUGCUACUUUGAAGAAGACAAUAAGUGGUGGGUCAGCAAGCAUAUCAAGAAGCCGAUUCGAUCAACUGUAACUUGCAUUGACUGGCAUCCUAACAACAUUUUGUUAGCAGCAGGCUCCACAGAUUUUAAGGCAAGAGUUUUCUCCGGUUACAUAAAGGACAUAGAGAAGAAACCUUCUGCCACUACCUGGGGAUCCAAGAUGACACUUGGAAAUCUCAUGUGUGAAUACUCUAAUGGUGGAGGUGGAUGGGUACACAGUGUGUCAUUUUCCCCUAGCGGAGAAAAGCUGGCCUGGGUAGGACAUGAUGCUAGCGUGUCCGUAGCUAUGGCAGGUAGUGGUGACGCCAUCGCUGUUGUCAAAGGAAACUUCCUGCCCUUCAUGAGUUUGACCUGGGUGACUGAGAACAGCAUGGUCUGUGUGGGUUACGACUGCUGCCCAAAGCUGUUCACUCACAGCGACGAUGGACAAGUAACAUUCAUCAGUGAUCUAGACAUUCCACAGGAGAAGGACCAAAUGACAAUGAGUGCUAUGAAUCGAUUCCGUCAGAUGGACAAGACAGGAACAGCAGAGAGUACCGGGGAAGUGAAAACUAAGCAUCAAAACACCAUAACCAAAGUGUCUGUGUAUGCUGGGACAAAGGCUGACUGUACAAAAUUCUCUACCUCUGGAGCAGAUGGCCAGCUUAUCAUUUGGGACUUUAAAUCCCUGGAAAAGAGUAUUUCUGGUCUCAAGAUAGCCUAGACAUCUUCAUACCACAAGUCUUUCACAAGAAUGUGUACCGCUGUAAUAUCGCCCAUCUCCAGCAGUAUAUCAACAGAUGGGCGCCUGUAAUAAACAUUAUCUAUAGUUAAGGGAACACCAGUAAAUACUGGGGACAGUCAGACCUAUGCAAUACUGCAACCUUCCAUCAACUCCUGUAGACAUUACACCGAGCAGUGUAAACAGCAAGAUUUCCACUGCAUUGUCAACAAUUAUCCCUGUGUCAUAUAAGUGUAACUGAAACAUAUUUACAAUGUAAUACUGUAAGGUCAGCACUCAGUCUUCUGUAUGUAUCAGUCUGCUAGAUAUUACGAGACUCAUAUUUAUUGUAUUAACAAAUUAUUUCUAAUAACAAAUAAAACCAUUCUUUUGGAUUCUUCUGA